CGACCACUCGCGCUAUGCUACGCUUUGGAAACUCUAGGCGGCUUUUGGCUUCAUCGCGCCCCUUGUCGCGGGCUUAUCAGUCGAAAACGGGAUGCGAGGCUAACACUAUGCAAGGGAUGCCCCCGCCCCUUCAGAAUAUCCGCAUCUUGGACCUCACUCGGGUGCUCGCUGGCCCGACUGCGACGAUGCUUCUUGCUGAUCUCGGUGCGGACGUCAUCAAGGUUGAGGAAGUGCAACGGGGAGACGACACCAGGUCGUGGAGCCCUCCCGCAGCUCCUCUUUCUCCAGAUGCACCAGAGCAAGCCUCACAUCUUCCUCCAGAGUCCGCUUAUUUCCUGGCAACGAACAGGAACAAACGUUCCAUCGGAAUAAACUUCAAGAAACAAGAAGGCCUUCGAAUCAUUCACAAACUAAUUGAGAAGUCCGAUGUGCUGGUUGAGAAUUACAUUCCUGGAAAGCUAGCAUCAAUGGGCUUGGGGUAUGAUGAUUGCAGAAAAAUCAAUGAUAAGCUCAUAUACACAUCUAUCACUGGCUAUGGUCAGACUGGACCUUAUCGAAAAGCUGCAGGCUAUGAUGUGGUUAUUGAAGGAGAGGCAGGUUUGAUGCACAUCACCGGUGAACCAGACAGACCACCUUCUAAGGUUGGUGUUGCUGUUACAGACAUUGCGACUGGGCUCUAUGCACAUGGUGCUAUAAUGGCAGCUCUAUUGUCUCGGCAACAGACAGGGUGUGGUGUGUGGAUUGACUGUAAUCUUUUUGAGUCACAGGUUGCGGGUCUUGCAAAUAUUGCUUCAAAUUACCUUAUUACUGGUGCUCAAGCUGGUAGACAUGGAACAGCCCAUCCAUCUAUUGUGCCAUAUCAGGUCUUUCCCUGCAAGGAUGGAUAUCUCAUGAUAGGUGCAGGUAAUGAGAGACAGUUUGCCAUUCUUGCAGACAAGAUUCUUGGCCGUCCAGAACUCAGCUCUGAUCCACGGUUUAGCUCAAAUACUGCCCGUGUUAUGAAUCGUGAUGCAUUGAUUGUCAUUAUAUCAAAAACACUUAUGAAACAAACAAGAGAUCAUUGGCUUCAAUGUUUCUCAGGGCUUGGUGUCCCAUUUGGUCCCAUUAAUAAUAUUGAGCAAACUUUUGAGCACCCCCAAGCUAAGGCUAGAAACCUUGUUGUUGAGGUAGAGCAUCCUCGUGCUGGCCGUAUCAAGAUGGUUGGCCCAGCAGUUUCUUAUAAUGGAAAGAGAAUGAGUGUCAAUCGCCCACCCCCUUGGUUAGCACAACACACUGAUGAGGUAUACAUUAGUAUCACAUAA
Messenger RNA from Stereum hirsutum FP-91666 SS1, 1301 nucleotides. Its product is annotated as CAIB/BAIF family enzyme. The record is from RefSeq and is a predicted model, not a curated record. NCBI's taxonomy places the organism in Eukaryota, Fungi, Basidiomycota, Agaricomycetes, Russulales, Stereaceae. Gene Ontology annotation, molecular function: catalytic activity. The transcript is spliced from 8 exons. Bases 15 to 1301 code for a protein of 428 amino acids.